Molecule: messenger RNA, 1173 nt
Organism: Apiotrichum porosum
Lineage: Eukaryota; Fungi; Basidiomycota; Tremellomycetes; Trichosporonales; Trichosporonaceae
Exons: 10
Coding region: 1-1173 (390 amino acids)
Source: RefSeq, a predicted model, not a curated record
AUGACGGACGAAAAGCCCAAGGAUCUCCUCGCCCUCGUAUGGGUACACGGUUUCAAAGGCAACGACGUGACUUUUGAAGGCUUCCCAGACCGCGUUGUCCGCAUUUUGGAACAGACACACCCGAACCUCCGCGUAGAAUCUCACGUGUUCCCUGCGUACGAGACCCGUGGCGAGCUUAACCAGGCAACCGAGAACUUUGUCGAAUGGCUCGCGACCAAGGUCGUGGUCAUGGAGAACAAUGCGGGGAACGGACGAGGCGCAGGUAGCGCCAAGGUCGUGCUCAUGGGUCACUCGAUGGGCGGCUUGCUUAUUGCCGACGCGACGCAACGGAUCGCUGCUAGUACACGGGAAGGAGACCCGCUAUGGCCCAAGGUGGUGGCUACUGUUGCUUUCGACACCCCGUAUCUCGGGUUGCAUCCUCACGUCUUCAAACACCAGCUGUCCGAAGCUGCGGGCUAUGUUGACACGGCACGUGUUAUUGGAUCCAACCUGGCAAUGCUGUCACCCUUGGCGAUCGGCUUUGGUUUCGGCAAGGCCAAGCAGGCCGAAGCCGAGAAGGAGGAGCAGGGCAAACGCGCACCGGCGGCCCAGACCGCCGAGACGUCAACAUCGUCGUGGUGGAAGACACCAAAGGCUGCCGCCGGCCUCGGUGCGCUGGCCCUUGGCGCUGCUGCUGCUGGAACAGCCUACUACCGUCGCGACGACCUGGCGACAGGCUGGAAAUGGGGCUUUGACCACAUGACGUUUGUCAAGAACCUGUGGGACACGGAAGGCAUGAAGAGGCGAAUGGAGGGCAUUGAGACCAUGAGGCAGAGCCACAACGUGACAUUUGCAAACUUCUUCACCCUCAUCCCUCCGGCCGGCACGCAAACGAAGCGGACGUUCGCCAUUCUGCCACCGAAAUCGGACCCCUUGAUUUCGCGGUGGCUCCCGGCCAAGAACACUGUCGCCAAGGACGAAAUCUCGGCCCACAUGGGCAUGUUCAACCCCCGCGAAAACGAUGGGUUCUACGACCUGGGACUUGCUGUGGUUGGCAUGGUCGCCGACAGGAUCGAGCAGGAAGGCGUAGAGCGUGGAGUAGCGCCGGAGGCCGACACAGAGGCACUGGUGCCCUAUACCCCGGCGGCGGAUGCGGCUGAGAAAGUCCCUGUUGUUAACGACUUGUUAGAUUGA